GAGUGUUGCGCCUUCCCGACUCCUCUGGCCCCCGGCGCUCGCCGUAGCGGUCCCGGCGGGCGGGGCCGGGUAAGAUGGCGGCGGGCAGUGCGGCGGAUGCCCAGGCGCGCUUCGGGCACUCGGUAAAGGGGCUCCUGACCGAGAAGGUGACGAGCUGCGGCACCGACGUGAUCGCCCUCACCAAGCAGGUGCUAAAGGGCUCCCGCAGCGCCGAGCUCCUGAGUCAAGCUGCUAGAAACAUGGUGAUGCAAGAAGAUGCCAUCCUGCACUCGGAAGAUAGUUUAAGGAAGAUGGCCAUAAUAACCACUCAUCUACAGUACCAGCAGGAAGCAAUUCAGAAGAACGUUGAGCAGUCCUCAAACCUGCAGGACCAGCUGAGGCACUUGCUGAAAUGAAGUGCAGCCGAAGGCAUGUGGACAUCUUGACUGGUCCUGAGGGCAGCCAAGCAUCCUUUCACCUGAGCCUGGGGUUCAGACCUGUGUCCGGAUGGUGCUGGAUGUCAGCUGGGAUAUGUGCAGAGUUCAUGUUCCCGAGCACGUGGGCCCCUCUUGCGUGUCCCCAUCCACGUCUCUGCUCCAGAAUGCUCUCCUGCUCGCCAGCACCUAACAAACAAACUGACCUGAAACUUCACUCCCCACAACAAUUCCUGUGUCCACUUGCUCCCCAUUUAGUGUGAGGUGCUCAGCCCACACCAGCACCCCUGGCAAGAAAUGCGUCAAAUAGAGCUGUGGCUUUUAAAUACAGGUGCCUACAGUUUGACACUGGUCUGCAUUUAGACACAGAGUGCAAUUUAUUUAGGGCGUGUUAAUCAGUGGGAGUUCUAAGUGCCUGGCUGGGCAAGAGAGAUGCUUCAGUGUAGACUGAGGUGCCGGUUCCAGGCCAGAAUUUCUGAAAGUGGGAAUCUGGGCACACACCUCUGUCACUGGUCCAGCUGGACAUGGUUUGGCCAGCAUCCUGCUCAGAGGUUAUCUUAUUUUCCACUCUGCCAGAGUUUGGAACGUCAUACCCUUGCCAGCCCAUCUGCACUGCCUUCGGCCUUCAACUGCACUCCUCAUCCUGGGCUGCUGCUCCCGCUGUUGAUGUAGCAGCCUUGGCUGUGGUGUGUGCAUCUGGUUGGGAGGGUAUCCAAAAGCCUGUCUGAGAAGAAGGCAGGAGACUACCAGGAGCUGGUGUGCUCAGUUCUGCGCUGCUCUGCGUUAGCAGGCUGGUGACUGGGCUUCUGUUCACAUUCUGGGUAGCAACAUCAGGCCCAGGCUAUAAAUACUGUGUCUGGUUUUUGGUAAGUCACUUAUCUGCGGCACUUGGAGUGCACGGGGAGCACUCGUUUGCCCAAGUGUGCUUUUCAUCAGCUGAUAGAAGGUGGCAGGCUGAAAGCAGGCAUCAGCCUGCCAUGCUCUUGUUGGACUGCUGCUGGGGUUUGGCUCCUGGGCUGCAGAAACUUCUCCUGGGCUGGAUUUCACCAUCCCCUCCAGUUCCUCUGCCUGAUUGGCCUUCACCUGGUGCCGCCACAGCUCCUGCGUCCCCAUGAAGGUGCCGCUGUUAGCCCAGGGGCUGUGCAAGGGUCCUGAUCCCCAGCUUUGCAGAUGGACUUGGGGAAUGAGGGUUUUGCCUGAGCUUCUGGGUAAGCUGUGACUCACUGAGAAUAAAAGUUGUGCUGAAAACCACUAAA
Messenger RNA from Columba livia (rock pigeon), 1669 nucleotides. RefSeq names its product BLOC-1 related complex subunit 7 (gene BORCS7). NCBI's taxonomy places the organism in Eukaryota, Metazoa, Chordata, Aves, Columbiformes, Columbidae. Gene Ontology annotation, cellular component: BORC complex. The transcript is spliced from 5 exons. Bases 75 to 395 code for a protein of 106 amino acids. The record is from RefSeq and is a predicted model, not a curated record.